Penaeus vannamei (Pacific white shrimp) is the source of this 1247-nucleotide messenger RNA. The record is from RefSeq and is a predicted model, not a curated record. NCBI's taxonomy places the organism in Eukaryota, Metazoa, Arthropoda, Malacostraca, Decapoda, Penaeidae.
CUUAGGUUCGCUAUCUGUGUCCCCGCAAUAUGGAUUAAACAUUACUUCAGUUUUCAAAUAUCCAACACCAAGGAAAAGUCUUCAUAAUGCUCAUGAUGCUUUCAACAAAGAACACGAAGACGAUGAUCCAGAGAGCAACAUAACUGAUGGUGAAGUUAGAGUCUUAACUUUUGGAGUGCAUCUUCUCGUUAGUCCAAAUGAUUUAACCAGUGCAGUGUACAAUAUUUAAUUGUUUAUAAAAUUCCUUCUGUUAACACAGAGAAAUAAUAUAGAAAUAUGAAUCUUAUAUGAAAUGUUGUGCAGGCAUAGAUUUACAUUUGAAUCACACCAUGACGUUAUUCUGAUACACAGAGAGCUUUUGCCCUUGCUCUAUAUUUUAAAAGUGCGAGAGCAUACAACUUGCUGGCACAACUUUUUGUCCUCCCAACACCUCGGAUGCUGAGAUUUUGCCUGAAGAGGAUUUCUUUCUCAGCAGGGUGGAAUAAAUCCUUUUUCAGGGUAAUUGAAAAAAAGGGAGCUACCAUGAAAAAACAAGAGCAAAUUUGUGGCAUAGUCUUUGAUGCCAUUUCUAUCAAAUCUGGCAUUUUUUAUGAUGUAGCAAAUGACAAAAUGCAAGGGUAUGAAGACCUUGGUGAGUAUGCCAGCUCCAAAAAGAUAGCUCAGUAUGCCAUGGUUUUUAUGGCUAGGGGACUAGCAUCUAACUGGAAGCAAACUUUGGGCUUCUUUUACUUCCACAAAAGUGUUAAGUCAGAGAUUUUGUGUAAGAUGAUUUCAGACUGCUUCACUAAGUUGAAAGAUUCUGGGUUUAUUCCAAAAUUUGUCAUCUGUCAUCAAGACACUACAAAUAGGAGUGUGUUCAACAAAUUUUGUAUUACCAGUUAUUCACCAUCACUGCUCCAUAAUGGAGACGAUAUAUAUUUUUUCUUUGACACUCCACAUCUUUUAAAAAGUAUAAGGAACAAUUUAAUGAAAUAUGAUUUUAAAGUUGAUAACAAAAUUAUUAGCUGGAAGUAUGUGGUGGAUUUUUAUAAAGAGAUUCUUCAAUGUACCUUCGCCUCGCUCCCAAACUGCAUGACCAACAUGUUUUUUUAACCACUUUCGACAAAAUGAGGGUUUGUCUGGCUUCUCAGAUAUUUAGUAGAAGUGUAGCGGCGGGGAUCAGUACCCACACUGAAUUGGGGGCUAUGCCACCUGAGGCAAUUCACACUGCUCAUUUCAUUAAUAAGAUGGACAAGCUUUUGGAUACU